This is a messenger RNA of Stegastes partitus (bicolor damselfish), 1218 nucleotides long. RefSeq names its product modulator of VRAC current 1 (gene mlc1). The coding region runs from base 1 to 1218 and encodes 405 amino acids. NCBI's taxonomy places the organism in Eukaryota, Metazoa, Chordata, Actinopteri, Pomacentridae. The transcript is spliced from 11 exons. Gene Ontology annotation, cellular component: cytoplasmic vesicle; plasma membrane; endoplasmic reticulum. The record is from RefSeq and is a predicted model, not a curated record. Gene Ontology annotation, biological process: regulation of response to osmotic stress.
AUGCAGCGCGAGGAGCUGUCAGCCAGAGAGGAGUUCACCUACAGCCACAUGCCCACGCUGGAGCGAGGCGGCGGGUCGCUGGGGCGCCGGGGCGACAGGGGCACGGACAGGAGGCCGGACAGAGGGGAGCGGGACAGGCCCGAGCGGGACAGCUACACGGUGGACGUGAGGGCCAGUGACCUGCAGCUGGCCCAGCCGGAGCCUCUAAAGCACCCCUGCUUCAGCUACAGGGCCUGGCUCUACAGCGUCCUCAUAGGGGGCAGUCUGCUCAUCACAUCUGGUUUCUCUCUGUACCUGGGAAACGUGUUUCCUGUUGCCAUGGACUACCUGCGCUGUGCUGCAGGCUCUGGCGUCCCUGCAGCGAUAGCCAGCUUCGCCAUCGCCAAGAACAGACACGUAGCAGUAUCAGAUUUCCAGGUGGUCUACGUGUCCACAUUCGCCGUGACGACCACCUGCCUGGUUUGGUUCGGUUGUAAACUGGUCCUGAACCCUUCUGCAGUCAAUAUCAACUUUAACCUCAUCUUGAUGAUUUUGCUGGAGGUGUUGAUGGCGAGCACUGUCAUCCUGUCAGCCCGCUCUGCAGAGGACUGCUGCUGCCACAGGAAGCCGGCGACAUAUGACAGACCUGUGGUUAUUAAACCCGCGGUGUUCCCCACCCGACUCCUGAAAGCAUAUUCUGUGAUCGAGGUGAUCGUGGGGAUCUCCGCUGUGUUUGGAGGCAUCAUUGCGCUCAACAUGGACGCUCUGCUGCCGGGCCCGUACCUGUCUGUCACGUUUUUCUGGAUCCUUGUGGCUUGUUUCCCCAGUGCGAUCGCCAGUCAUGUGGUGUCCGAAUACCCCAACAAAUGCCUGGUGGAGGUGCUGAUUGCCAUCAGCAGCGUGACGUCUCCCCUUCUCUUUUCAGCCUCCGGCUUCCUCUCCUGCAGUGUCAUCAGCUUUAUUGAAAUCUUCCUCCAUGAUGUGCCUACGGCUAAGCAAUCCUACGACAUCCUGCUGCUGAUCCUGAUGGUGCUGCUGCUGGUGCAGGCAGUUCUCACUUCGGCCACUGUGGUGCACUGUGCUUCCUACAAGAGCCAGCUCCGCAUGGGGGCUCCAGAGUGCGACGACGGCAUGCAGACCGCAGCCCAUUACUGUGAGCACCAGGCAUCCAAUGGAACGCUGCAGGACUUCGACAAAGACAGAGCCUGGAAGGCAGUUGUGGUCCAAAUGGCUCAAUGA